AUGAAGCUGAUCCUGUCUCUUGGCACUCUUUCCCUUUUAUUUAGUGGUUGCAAACUUUACCACUACAGGCUUGAGAAGUACCUAAUCUAGCUUCAUGGCGUUCACGAACUUGAACAUUGCCAAUGUCUAGGUAAUUUCUUAUCUUUUGUCGACCACCUCGACAUCAGUGAACUUCACUCUGCUGCUUUGGGGUAAAAGGAAGCGGUACUUACAUUUGAUACAGGCACCACAUUUAUCGGUACCAGAGCAGAGAAAGUACAGACUAUCACCAGGACCAGCAUUGCCACUAUGGAAAAUGAAGUGGCAAACUCCAAAGAGGGAUAAACUGGGCCACCAUUUGACAAAGGUCCACCAAGUAGAAGGCAACAUGACUAUUUUUUCAGAGUCCUCGCUCUUGACUCCUUCGCUUUCCUCUAGCUUGAAGACAUUUGGAUUAGCCUAAGCAUAAAACUGCUCGAGAGAGCAAAGAGCUAGGUCAGAGUCAUCUAUUUUCUAUCCAUGACUCAAGCACCUUAGGAGCAGCAAAAAACCCGAGUUUCCUAGAGGAUUCAAGUGGAUUCAAGCCUUAGUACUGUUGUCCUACCGUGUAGCCAGCAGUAUAGCUUAUACCACGGGCCAGUGAUAGCUUCCGAGAUGCAUUACAUGAGCAACACCAAAAAGGAUAGAGCCGAUACCACGCUUGAUGUGUUCAUCUCUCACCUUGAUGGUGGUUACCACUAUAAUCAACAAGCAACAUACCUCAAAAGCAAGUAAAGCUGCUGCAAACUAGAGGCCUGUACUCCUUAUUUCUUCUUCCUCCUAGAUUAGGAAGGUACCAACAAGGUCACCCUCCUUCACUUCGAAUGUUUUGUUGUUGUUUUCGUUGAAGAACUCACAUUCAAUGUGCCUCUGGGUGGAAGCGUAGUUUCUUGGUAGGGCUCAGCCGUCUGGUAUUUUCUAGCACGGAAUCAGUUCUAUGCACCCAUGAUAAUUCUUGCCUGUGGGAACUUGGAUUCACCAUUGAUGCAUGGCGCUAGUAUUUUGAACUCUUCCUUGACGAGUUUCAGUCAGGUUCUCUAACGUUUAAUUAUAAUCUUGAUUAUCUGA
This is a messenger RNA of Stylonychia lemnae, 1086 nucleotides long. The record is from the annotation of a GenBank genome assembly. Lineage: Eukaryota; Ciliophora; Spirotrichea; Sporadotrichida; Oxytrichidae.